GGCGCGAGAGAGAGACCCCGUCUCCAAAAAAAAAAAAAAGGUUACUUUGUUCAGGGGCAUGGACUGAAUCAUGAACAUAGAAUUUAGUGUUAUAGACAACCCUUUGAAAGCAGGCAGUAUCUUUUUUUUUUCUCCUCAUUGCUCAGCAUAUGUAUUUGUCACUAAGUGCCUUCUGAUUCUUGCAUUUAGGAGAAGAAGGGGCCUGCCUCUCCAAACUAAUGCAGUAAACCAGAGUCUUAUGAGUUACAGGAUUUGAUUAAGGUACUUGGGCUGUCAGUUCCUCAGAAUCUCUAAGGCAAAUCACUGUAUCCCUAUAAUCAAAGUAUUCCAAGAUCACAAACUGAAUUUUGUCAGUGCCCAGAACUGACCGCCCAAGUGAUUAUAAAAAAACCCUAAUGCUUACAUUGGUAGCAUCAUAUCAACACCAGCACUAGCACCCAUGCUAUCUAAACUCAUGAACCAAAGUGAUUUGGAGAGUGAAGGAUGAACUGAAUAGUAAGCCCUGCCCCUCAUUUUGUCCAACUAGAACCUCAGAAUGUGGCCCUAUUUGGAAAUAAGGUCUUCACAGAAAUAAUUAGGUAAAAUGAAGUUAUCUUUGAUUAGGGUGGGCUCUAGAUCCAAUGACAAAUCAUAAGAGAGACAUGAAGAGGACCAUGAGAUGACAGCAACAGAUUGGAGUAAUGCAGUUACAAGCCAAGGAACACUAAGGAUUACUGACAACCACCAGAAGAUAGGAAGAGGCAAGGUUCUUAGGUGCCUCCAGCGCCUUUCACAGAGCACCCAACAGAAGGAAUUUUCCUCUACACAUUCCUUAAACCAGCCAACAGUAUCCCUACUACUAUCCAUUCGCUAACGUCGCCUAAGUAUCUACCAUGCAACAGAAGCCAAGAACUGUAAGACAGGCCUAGCCCUGCACCCAUGAAGUGGACACAUACUGGCGGGUGGUGCUGGGCUCCAGGAAUCACUGCAACUUGGGGAGUUGGAUAUCACUUCUGAUGAGUUCAUCCUGGAUGAAGUGGAUGUUCACAUUCAGGCAAAUCUGGAGGAUGAGUUAGUAAAGGAAGCUCUUAAAACGGGUGUAGAUCUUCGUCACUAUUCAAAACAAGUUGAACUGGAGCUACAGCAGAUUGAACAGAAAUCCAUUCGGGAUUAUAUUCAAGAGAGUGAGAAUAUAGCAUCUCUGCACAACCAGAUCACAGCCUGUGAUGCUGUCCUGGAGCGAAUGGAGCAGAUGUUGGGAGCUUUUCAGAGUGACCUCAGCUCCAUCAGCUCUGAGAUCCGGACACUGCAGGAACAGUCAGGAGCCAUGAACAUUCGACUUCGAAAUCGCCAGGCAGUUCGGGGGAAACUUGGGGAGCUUGUUGAUGGUCUGGUCGUGCCUUCUGCUCUGGUCACGGCGAUUCUGGAGGCUCCAGUGACAGAGCCCAGGUUCUUGGAGCAGCUACAGGAGCUGGAUGCCAAGGCAGCUGCAGUCAGAGAGCAGGAAGCUAGAGGCACAGCAGCCUGCGCGGAUGUCAGAGGCGUGCUCGAUCGGCUCCGGGUCAAGGCAGUGAUGAAGAUCCGAGAGUUUAUCCUCCAGAAGAUUUAUUCCUUCAGGAAACCAAUGACCAACUAUCAGAUCCCCCAGACGGCCCUGCUGAAGUACAGGUUCUUCUAUCAGUUUCUGCUGGGCAAUGAACGAGCAACAGCAAAGGAAAUCAGGGAUGAAUACGUGGAGACGCUGAGCAAGAUCUACCUGUCUUACUACCGCUCUUACCUGGGGCGGCUCAUGAAGGUGCAGUAUGAGGAAGUUGCUGAGAAAGAUGAUCUAAUGGGCGUGGAAGAUACAGCGAAGAAAGGAUUCUUCUCAAAGCCAUCACUCCGCAGCAGGAACACCAUUUUCACCCUAGGAACCCGCGGCUCUGUCAUCUCCCCCACUGAACUUGAGGCCCCCAUCCUGGUGCCUCACACAGCCCAGCGCGGAGAGCAGAGGUAUCCAUUUGAGGCCCUCUUCCGCAGCCAGCACUACGCCCUCCUAGACAAUUCCUGCCGUGAAUACCUUUUCAUCUGUGAAUUUUUUGUUGUGUCUGGCCCGGCUGCACAUGACCUGUUCCAUGCUGUCAUGGGCCGUACACUCAGCAUGACCCUGAAACACCUGGAGUCCUAUCUCGCUGACUGCUACGAUGCCAUUGCUGUUUUUCUUUGUAUCCACAUUGUUCUCCGGUUCCGUAACAUUGCAGCAAAGAGGGAUGUUCCUGCUCUGGACAGGUACUGGGAACAGGUACUUGCCUUGCUAUGGCCACGGUUUGAGCUGAUCCUGGAGAUGAAUGUCCAGAGCGUCCGAAGCACUGACCCCCAGCGCCUAGGGGGGUUGGAUACACGGCCCCACUAUAUCACACGCCGCUACGCAGAGUUCUCCUCCGCUCUUGUCAGCAUCAACCAGACAAUUCCCAAUGAACGGACCAUGCAGUUGCUGGGACAGCUGCAGGUGGAGGUGGAGAAUUUUGUCCUUCGAGUGGCAGCCGAGUUCUCCUCAAGGAAAGAGCAGCUUGUGUUUCUGAUCAACAACUAUGACAUGAUGCUGGGUGUGCUGAUGGAGCGGGCUGCAGAUGACAGCAAAGAGGUUGAGAGCUUCCAGCAGCUGCUCAAUGCUCGGACACAGGAAUUCAUUGAAGAGUUGCUGUCUCCCCCUUUUGGGGGUUUAGUGGCAUUUGUGAAGGAGGCUGAGGCUUUGAUUGAGCGUGGACAGGCUGAGCGACUUCGAGGGGAAGAAGCCCGGGUAACUCAGCUGAUCCGUGGCUUUGGUAGUUCCUGGAAAUCCUCAGUGGAAUCUCUGAGUCAGGAUGUAAUGCGGAGUUUCACCAACUUCAGAAAUGGCACCAGUAUCAUUCAGGGAGCGCUGACCCAGCUGAUCCAGGUCUAUCAUCGCUUCCACCGGGUGCUGUCCCAGCCGCAGCUCCGAGCCCUGCCUGCCCGGGCUGAGCUCAUCAACAUUCACCACCUUAUGGUGGAGCUCAAGAAGCAUAAGCCCAACUUCUGAUGUGCCGGAAACCACCCUGAGAUCUGCCAGUCAUCUCCAUGGACUUCUGCACCCCAUUCCAUACCCUUCUUCACCUGGGGGUCCCCCUUCCAGUUUUCCCCUUGCCUCCCAGGCCCUUGACAUGGCUUACCUGCCUUCCCUCCCAGCACCUUGCCCAACAGGAUAAGCUGGAUCUCCUUGGCCGUCUGAAUUUCCCAGUGUCUUCAGGUUUCCUAAGACCACUUCCCUGUGGGCUUCCAAAAUGGCCUUUAUCAUUUCUCCAGUCUGUCACCCUCUUUUCCUGCUCCCGUACACCCAAGGCUUGUUUCUUCCCCUGUAAAAACCUUCACUGCAUUAAUCUCUGGUUCACUCAACUAGUCACCAUGUCUGGAGGCAUGAAGCCGCCUCAGCUCUUGGAAUUGCUGGCAAGGGGUGACUGCCUCUGUCAUUGUGUUUUUCAAAGUGAUUUCUUUUCCGUAGUUUUUUGACCUAAGAUCUCAGCAAUUUGAACACUAACCCCUCCCCUCCUGGCUCAAAAAUUAAUCCCAAAUCAGUAUGCAGAAAAUAAAUAUUUAAUAUGACAUGACACUU
Cercocebus atys (sooty mangabey) is the source of this 3589-nucleotide messenger RNA. It is a transcript of the gene VPS52, whose product is annotated as vacuolar protein sorting 52 homolog (S. cerevisiae). The transcript is spliced from 21 exons. Bases 1223 to 3019 code for a protein of 598 amino acids. The record is from RefSeq and is a predicted model, not a curated record. Gene Ontology annotation, molecular function: syntaxin binding. Gene Ontology annotation, biological process: retrograde transport, endosome to Golgi; endocytic recycling; lysosomal transport. NCBI's taxonomy places the organism in Eukaryota, Metazoa, Chordata, Mammalia, Primates, Cercopithecidae. Gene Ontology annotation, cellular component: GARP complex.